GGGGGAGCACUUUCGGGGGCGGAAGUGGAGUGGAUGGGGGAAGAGUUUGGUUGGCGCACAGUGCAGGGGGUUUGCUCACUGAUCUGAAGGCGCAGGAGGGAGGAUGAGACUCCACUUGCUGACCUGGGACGUGAAGGAUACUCUCCUCCGAGCGCGGAGGCCGGUCGGUGACCUGUACUCGUCGGAGGCCAGAAAGCAUGGAGUCCAGGUGAAAGCCGAAGAUCUCAACAAGUCAUUCGCUGAGGCCUACAGAACGCAGAGGAAAUCGUUCCCCAACUACGGCUUAGCUCAGGGCUUGAGCUCCAAGCAGUGGUGGGUCGACACGGUCAAGCAGACCUUCCGUCUCUGUGGGGUGAGCGAAGAUCGAGUUCUGUCCCCGGUGGCAGAGAAGCUUUACCGAGACUUUGCCAGUGCGGGCAACUGGGAGACGUUUGCUGACGUGAAGGGCGCUCUGGAUCACUGCAACAAGCUGGGGAUUCGGAUGGGGGUGAUUUCAAACUUUGACCGUCGCCUGGAGCAGGUCCUGUCUAGCUGUGAACUGCGGCACUACUUUGAGUUCGUGUUGACCUCGGAGGAUGUUGGGGUCACUAAACCGGACCAGCGAAUCUUCCGGGCGGCCCUGGAGAUGGCCCGGGUGGAGCCGCCGCAGGCCGCUCACAUCGGGGAUGACGUACGGAAGGAUUACCUGGCGGCCAGGAGCGUGGGGAUGAAUGGUUUCCUGAUACGAAGAGAUGAUGAGGCUCUGGAUGUAGAAGGAGUGGUACCCAGGGUCCACAUCCUCCACUCACUUCAACAGCUAUGCAACAUCCUGGAGUGAAAGUAAACUAAACUUUAAACUAACAGUGUAACUGGGUGAAAUAUGGCGAUGGUUGGUGCCAUUGGAAGCUGACGUGGAGCAGGUCAUUUACUAAAAUUCAGUUUGUCGUUAGGAAGUUUGACCGAAGGACUCAAUUUACAUGUGACCAUAAGGGAACCAUUCUUUCCUUAGGAACUCUGCCUCUGUACCUCUGGAUUGAGGCCUAUCACCUCAGUGUGUGUCACCUGCCGGGUAAAGAUGUUUCCUGUGGAGCAAGUUGGGAAUGUUGACUAGUUCUUCCAAUCAGUUUGAUAUGAAGAAGCCCUCACUGGUUUGCUUCCCAGAGUACCAAAAUAAUAAUAAAAUUGGUCACUCAAUCCACGACGGUUUGUGGGA
This is a messenger RNA of Callorhinchus milii (elephant shark), 1192 nucleotides long. It is a transcript of the gene hdhd3, whose product is annotated as haloacid dehalogenase-like hydrolase domain containing 3. Bases 104 to 817 code for a protein of 237 amino acids. Lineage: Eukaryota; Metazoa; Chordata; Chondrichthyes; Chimaeriformes; Callorhinchidae. The transcript has 2 exons. The record is from RefSeq and is a predicted model, not a curated record.